This is a messenger RNA of Nicotiana attenuata, 836 nucleotides long. RefSeq names its product 40S ribosomal protein S15-like. The transcript has 4 exons. Lineage: Eukaryota; Viridiplantae; Streptophyta; Magnoliopsida; Solanales; Solanaceae. The record is from RefSeq and is a predicted model, not a curated record. Gene Ontology annotation, molecular function: structural constituent of ribosome; RNA binding. Bases 94 to 552 code for a protein of 152 amino acids. Gene Ontology annotation, biological process: ribosomal small subunit assembly; translation. Gene Ontology annotation, cellular component: ribosome; cytosolic small ribosomal subunit.
UCAGCAACUCAUCUUUCAUCAUCUUUCCCUCAAAACCCUAGCCGCAGUCACUUCCGUAGGUGCUUGCUUCACUGCAAAGUUCAAUUCCAAACCAUGGCGGACGUUGAAGGUGCUGAUGUUGCGGCCGGACAGCCAAAGAAGAGAACGUUUAAGAAGUUCAGCUACAGAGGAGUAGAUCUGGAUGCUCUUCUUGACAUGUCUACUGAUGAGCUCGUUAAGCUCUUCCCUGCUCGCCCUCGCAGAAGGUUCCAGAGGGGUUUGAAGAGGAAGCCAAUGGCUUUGAUCAAGAAGCUGCGUAAGGCGAAACGUGAGGCUCCACCAGGUGAGAAACCAGAGGUUGUCAGAACACAUUUGAGGAACAUGAUUAUUGUACCUGAGAUGAUUGGAAGCGUUAUUGGAAUCUACAAUGGGAAAACAUUCAAUCAAAUUGAGGUCAAGCCUGAAAUGAUUAGCCACUAUUUAGCUGAGUUCUCAAUCUCAUACAAGCCUGUUAAGCACGGUAGGCCCGGUAUUGGUGCUACUCACUCUUCAAGGUUCAUUCCAUUGAAGUAGUCUAAAAAAGGUUCAUUCCAUUGAAGUGUUUUGCCAGAGGUUGUCGUUCUGGUUUCUAGUAAUACUAGUACUUUAUUUUACUGCAAUUUUGAUGAGAACAGUGGAUUUUGAUCCGUAAUUAGUCUUGCGACUAGUAAUUUGCUGAUACAUUGCAACAGACCAGUUAUUUGUGCUUAUCUAGAGGAUUGUUCCAUUUUGAUUUUUAUAAUAUUUUUGUUCAGUUAGAUACAAUGUGGAUUUUGAAGUGUUUAAAUCCUCCUACUGACAUCCUGUAUUGGAGGCGA